Messenger RNA from Dicentrarchus labrax (European seabass), 6540 nucleotides. It is a transcript of the gene kif3b, whose product is annotated as kinesin family member 3B. Gene Ontology annotation, biological process: microtubule-based movement. Bases 255 to 2549 code for a protein of 764 amino acids. NCBI's taxonomy places the organism in Eukaryota, Metazoa, Chordata, Actinopteri, Moronidae. The transcript has 9 exons. The record is from RefSeq and is a predicted model, not a curated record. Gene Ontology annotation, molecular function: microtubule binding; microtubule motor activity; ATP binding.
UCACAACAUUUAUAUGGGUUAGGAUGAUUUCACACGUACCUCUUCGGGGGGACUGCUCAUCAAAGUGGCAACCAUAACCCGGACCGCUGCGGGGAUGAGCAGCGGCUAAUGGCUGACUGGGAGUUUUCUAUUAGCUAACGUCCGCCUCUGCUUCUGAUGUGGGCAUUUGUGCUGGUGCACUGUUCCUGAAGCUGCACUUGGAAGACAGAGCAUACAAAGUGCCAAGCCACCUGGGUUGGCAGCCGCUCUGCAACAUGUCCAAGAGCAAGAGCCCCGAGUCUGUCAAGGUGGUGGUCCGAUGUCGCCCUAUGAAUGAAAAAGAGCGGGCGGCCAAGUUUGAAAGGGUGGUAUCUGUCGACGUCAAAUUUGGCCAAAUUAUUGUCAGGAACCCCAGGGAAGCUUCAGCCAAUGAACUCCCCAAAGUCUUCACUUUUGAUUCAGUUUAUGACUGGAACUCCAAACAAAUAGAUCUGUAUGAUGAAACCUUCAGGCCCCUGGUGGAUUCAGUUCUUCUUGGGUUCAAUGGGACCAUUUUUGCCUAUGGGCAGACGGGUACAGGCAAAACAUAUACUAUGGAGGGGGUGAGAAACGAUCCAGAGAGGAGAGGGGUGAUUCCUAACUCCUUUGAGCACAUCUUCACUCACAUUUCACGGUCCCAGAAUCAGCAGUACCUGGUGAGAGCAUCAUAUCUAGAAAUUUACCAAGAGGAGAUCAGAGACCUGCUCUCUAAGGACCAGUCACGUCGUCUCGAGCUCAGGGAGAGGCCUGACACAGGUGUGUAUGUCAAAGACCUUUCAUCAUUUGUUACCAAGAGUGUGCGCGAGAUUGAACAUGUCAUGAAUGUGGGCAACCAGAAUCGUUCAGUGGGUGCCACUAACAUGAAUGAACACAGCUCCCGUUCUCAUGCCAUAUUCGUCAUCACCGUAGAGUGCAGUGAGCUGGGUGUGGAUGGGGAGAACCAUAUCAGAGUUGGCAAAUUGAACCUGGUAGAUUUAGCCGGUAGUGAAAGGCAGACCAAGACUGGCGCUCAGGGGGAGAGGCUUAAAGAAGCCACAAAGAUCAAUCUUUCACUUUCUGCUCUGGGGAAUGUCAUAUCGGCUCUUGUGGAUGGCAGGAGCAGCCACAUCCCCUACCGAGACUCAAAACUCACCCGUCUGCUGCAGGACUCUCUGGGGGGAAACGCCCGCACUGUCAUGGUUGCCAACAUUGGCCCAGCAUCCUACAAUGUGGAGGAGACCUUGACAACGCUGCGCUACUCCAACAGGGCUAAAAACAUCAAGAAUAAACCACGUAUCAAUGAGGAUCCCAAGGAUGCCCUGCUCAGGGAGUUUCAGGAAGAGAUCGCAAGGCUGAAGGCGCAGCUGCAAAAGCGUUCUGGGAAAAAGAAAAGGAGGAGGCAGAGGAGGAGGGCCGGGGAAGGGAGCGACGGCGAGGAUCUGGAAGAAGGAGAGACGGAGGAGGAGGACGACGAAGAUGGGGACGAUAAAGGGGAUUACUGGCGGGAGCAGCAGGAGAAGUUGGAGACAGAGAAGAAGGAAAUCAUGGAGGAUCACAGUCUGGUGGCUGAGGAGAAAGCUCGGCUGCUUAGAGAGAAACAAAAGAAGAUGGAAGAUUUGAAGAGGGAAAGGGAGGCUGGAGAGAUGCUUGCAGCCAAAGUGAAGGCAAUGGAGAGUAAGCUCCUGGUAGGGGGGAAGAACAUUGUGGAUCACACCAAUGAGCAACAGAGAAUGCUGGAGCAGAAGAGGCAGGAAAUCGCUGAACAGAAACGGCGAGAGCGGGAGAUGCAGCAGCAGGUGGAGAGUCGCGACGAAGAGACUCUGGAGUUGAAGGAGACCUACAGCUCUCUGCAACAGGAGGUCGACAUCAAAACCAAGAAGCUGAAAAAGCUGUUCGCCAAGCUGCAGGCAGUGAAGGCAGAAAUCCAUGACAUCCAGGAGGUACACAUCAACGACCGCCAAGAGCUGGAACAGACCCAGAACGAGCUCACCAGGGACCUCAAACUCAAGCAUCUUAUCAUCGAGAACUUCAUUCCUUUAGAGGAGAAGAACAAAAUAGUAAACAGGGCUUACUUUGAUGAGGAGGAUGAAUACUGGAAAAUGAAGCCCAUCACACGUUUAGAGGAUGACCAUCAGAUGAUGACCAGGCCUUUGUCUGCGGUUGGCUACAAGAGGCCUCUCAGUCACCAUGCUCACAUGGCCAUGAUGUUGAGGCCUGACAUGAGAUACAAAGCUGAAAACAUCAUGAUGCUGGACAUGGACCUGCCAGCUCGGACCACUAAAGAGUAUCAGGAGCCGGUUAUCGCCCCAAAGGUGGCGGCAGCUCUGGAGGAUGCUCUAAGGGAUGAGGAUGAGAUCCAGGUCGAUGCCUCAGGCUUUCACAGCAGCUUGGGACAAACCCCACCCGCCAGCAGCAGCAGCAGCAGCCUCAAGAAACCAAAGUCUGGUCGGCCAAGAACAGGCAAGAAGUCGAGCACCCCAACCUCUCCAUUCAGCCCCUCCAGCCCAGGAUCCCCGCUGUACCCACAAUCCCGCGGCCUGGUGCCCAAGUGACAGCUUUUACCACUAAAUGUCACCACCAACCUCUCUCGUGCACCUUGCCACUUUGGGACUCAACUUUGAGAGAAUGGGUUUUGUUUUGUUCGAGUAGUUUCAAGAUGACGAUAGAGAUAAACUUAAGACUAAUGCUGCUUUGUAGGUUUUAACUGUAACCACACCACUAUUAACUGUUAUCAUGAGCUUUUCAUCUUCGAGAUGUGAAACCCCUCAUCCUGAGAGGGAGUCAGUACAACACCAGGACAGCAGCCACGCAUGAAGCCUCACAUCACUCUACACUGCUGUUAUCCUUCCCUACAUUUGGCUGAAUGCCACAGAUGUCUUAUCUAUGUUAUCUAUGUGUCACAAUGUUCUUAAUGUACAGGAAAAAAAUGAAGGUGGGCUUACAAUCCCCCCUUGAUGGACUGCAGUAUCCUCAAUGCACUACUUCUUCCUAUCUUCCCAGAUCCGUGUUGUGUGUUGUAGUCUCUUACUGUAAGUGUGGACAUGGGUGGGGGGCGUGGGGUUGACGUUAUGACACAUGGACUUGGGCAGCUCUGCAGUUGUCACCAACAGGCUGUGUGUGUGUUGUAUGUCAGGCCGCAUAUCUGUGUGUGUCUUUACGUCGCUGUCAGAAUAUGGAACAUUUCGGGUUAUGUCAAACUGCGCUGUUCCUUCCAUUGUUGGUCUUGUGAUAAGUCUUUUGUGCAUGUGUCGUUUAUGUCUUAAAGGAAUACUUCAACAUUUUGGGAAAUAAGCCUAUUGGCUUGGUUUCAGAGAGUGAGAUGAGAAGACCAGUACCCCCCUCAUGUGGUAUUAUGUAGAGGCAACCUCAUGGUGACAAUAAGACCCCAAGAAGUCAGCGUGGCCAGCUAUGAAAUAUUUCUAGCAUGCGCCUCCUGCCAAAACCACAGUCACUUUCACAUUUCUGUUUGUGUAUGGAUUAAAGGUCCAGUGUGUAACAUUUAGGAGAAUCCGUUGGUAGAAACCAUAGACUGUGUAAAUAAAAAUGGACGAGCCGUUGUGAAGCUCAGUGUGGUCGGCUCUGGUAUCCUCGUAGUCCUGACUCCCCUGGCUCCCAGUUAAUCCAAAAAUGGUCAAAGUUGGAGCGUGAAUUUAGCCUGGUUACUGAAAACAGCUGCCUGUGACUGUACCCUCCUGUCACUCAAACCAACCACGCCCCUUAAUUAUGCAUCACUUUAAGCCCAAUAAUUAAAAUAGGUGAGUGCUAUAAAAGUUCAACCCCGUAUAGUUGUCAUGAACGGGAGAAAUUAGCUAUAGAGAGCAAAAGUGUUUUUUGUACCAAAACAUGUUUAUUUCUGCUGUAAAGUUAGGCAUUUUAGACUGACUCAACGCUCGAGCCAGCCUCAAGUGGCGGUUAGAGGAACUGCAGGGCCUUUUCCGAAUUUCACGGCCACCACAGUUUCUCCUACACCCUUGGAACAAGAGGGUGAGGCAAGGGGGUUGUAAUUGGUAGCUACACCGUUAGAUGCCACUAAAUUGUACACACUGGUCCUUUAAACAAACAAGAUAAAUUGUGGUCAAUGUUCAUUAGUAGGCGAAUGGACAGAGACGGGCUAGCUGCUAGCUCUGGCUUCAUAUGUAGCAUAUACACAAUCAAAACAUUUUGAAUUUCCUAAAAUGUGGAACUGCUCCUUUAACUCUGUAUGCUUGUAAAUGCACAGGCCAGAAAGUAAAGCACACUACAGACUCUGUCACAAGUUGCUGUAAUCAGUAGAUGCUGUUCUUCCUGGGGCAUAUGAGACGGAGGUGGGGAACGACGGGAGAGAGCUCAACACAUUUACACAAACGCCCACUGCGGACUCAUUUUAGGGUGCACGACAGUGCAGCGGGCCACCUGACACCUGAGCAGGAGAUCAGAGCUAACCACACCCUGGAUCACUUCAAAGUUACUGUCCUGGAAUGUGCCUCAGAUUUAUCAGGGUUCCAAGGUGCCUUAACCUGUGUCCUCAUUCUCUGCUCCUUUUAUAUGAAGCAUGCACACAUUCUUAUUGGCCAGUGUUUUUUUUUUUUUUUUUUCUCAUCUAAUCAUUUAUUCCGGCAUCAGGGAAUUGCUAUUAGUGUGGUCCCGACGUUCCUUUCAGAAAGGGGUGCACUCAUAUGGAGAGGCAGAGCAUUUGGACACUGCAUGCAACCACCCCCAGGUUUCUGGGUAAGGGCCACAGGAAGGCAAGGGAAGCAGAGGGCUUUGUAUUGGUCUGAGUGGUCCUUGGAAAGAACUGAUUGGUCUAACAGAACACUAAAUAAAACCCCAGGGGAGUCCUGAGCGCUAAACAGUACUGCAGUGGUGCCACAGAACUCACAUAUAUGGACUUGAAUGCAUCUGAAUACACAAACCGUUCCUUUUGUUUGCCUACAGGUGAAUAAUAUGCAGUUUAACCUCCAUGGUUCAGCCUGCCUCUCUGCUGCUCUCUGUUCCCCAUACUCUAACUGUGAGGGGUGUGCUGUCCGCUCGCUGCUACUGUGUAGGGUUUUACAACCCACUGUGACAUUUUAACAGGCUGUGGUGCAGCAGCAAAUGAAAUCCUCUCAAAUACCUGUGACUUGUGCAGUUGUCUGUUUAAAGCUGCAGUAGGUAACUUUUAUGAAAAUAACUUUUUGUCAUAUUUGCUGACAGUAGUUCAUGAGACAGAUAAUCUGUGAAAAAAUCGGGUUCCUCUGGCUCCUCCUAGAGGGCGUCAAAUAUAGACGCUUUGAGUUGAUGGCUUGAAGCUUUGGAACUGAAAGUGUCUGUAUUUGAUAUCCUGGGAAUGAGACUCAACAAUCAGCUAUCAUUCUUGGCUCUGAUUGGUUGUUUUUGUUCAGGCCCGGUGGAUUCUUAAAAAUGCCAUUUGGAGCACUAGGAGUAGGAUAUAGUGAAAGUUUCAGCAAAUAUGACAAAAGGGUAUUUUAGAAAAGUUGCCUACUGCAGCUUUAAGAGCCACCCAGCCUGUUGUUAAAGGAGCUCUUUUGCUGUUGGACCCAUGCCUGCAUACCUUAUGUAUUUAGAUAUGUAACAAUGAUUAUAGUCUUGUUGAUAGGCAAUUCUCAGUCACUUUUGCAGAUAUAUAAAAAAAAAUUAAAAAAUGGGUUGAAAAAAAAUUAACUUAUUAUAAUCUUUCAUUUUUAUAAACAGAUGUAGAUAUACAUUUUGAUUCAGUUUUUUUCCUUUAAAAUAGAUUAAUGUUUUAUUUUUUUAGCUUUGUAAUUUAAUAUUGAAAUGUUAUUUUUUUUUCAUCAUACAUGUGCGUGUCUUCUUUUUUAUUCAGCAAGGUAAAGGCUUUUUUGCUUCCGAAGAAGAUUAGGGCCACAUGUGAAACAUUUAUUUAAGUUCUGAUUUUAAAGACAGAAGUCAGAAAACCUUUUUUCUGUGUGUCCUUAAUCUUCUUCUGUGUGUGUGUGUGAGUGUGUGUGUGUGUGUGUGUGUGUGAGUGUGAGUGUGUGAGUGUGAGUGUGAGUGUGAGUGUGAGUGUGUGUGUGUGUGUGUGUGUGUGAGGUGGAGGGAGUGUGAGUGUGUGUGUGUGUGUGUGUGUGUGCACUUAAAAAUGCUUUAGUCGAUAGGUUCUCCACGUGGAAGACGAACGUGCAGGUCAACUGUUGCACAGUGUUGAUUUAGGGAAGUGUGGAGACUGCACGUAUUUACAAGUUCACUGUACAUUUAACCUCAUAAACAUAAUCUUUAGAAUAAGGCCUAACUGUCGUAACUAUCACUGCAAUGCUGUAUACCUGCCGCAUGAUCUGACCUAGCUUGUUUGGUUGUGUGAGUAUUCAUCAUUCAUAGGAAUUUGAUAAGCAAAAUGUGAAUGUCUUAAUUUAAUUGAAUGCAUCUGCAUCUGUAUCCCAUAGCUACAUCACUGGAUCCAAACUCCAUAUCUGUGACCUACUUUUAUGUGCUGGUAUUGUUUUUAUAGCCAAAUGACAUUCUGCUGGGGCACUGUCUUUGGCUGGCUGUGUCUUUACUUGUUUAAUUUCUUUUGAAUAUUAAAGACAAUUCAAUUAUAUAUAUAUA